AUACGACGGCGUCUAAUUGUCGUUGGUCGUGAAGUUUUUGGGUGUCGUAAAUUGUGAAUUUCUUAUCAUAAGUGCUUAUUAUAAUAUAGAUAAGUGGUUAAAGUCGAUAAUGCAGAUGCAAGGCCAGAAUCAGUAUGGGAAUAGGGGGUUCGGUGGACCUCCACAACCGCAAAGGCAAGGUGGUCGCCGUGGUAACAAUCGUGGAGGUGGCGGAUUUCGCAAUUCUCGAUUUGAUCAUAAUAACCAAAGGAAUCAGAGCCCGGCACAAGGAGGUCAACGACCUAAUAAUGAGCCAAUGAAACAAACGCCUGAGAGUGAGAAGCAACAACAACCGCAACAACAGAAAGAUAAACCAGCUGAGGUAACUAAGCAGUCUCCAGCACCCACACCGACUCCACCUCAGAAUCAACAACAGCAACAGCACAAUCGUCCGCAACAGCAUAAUCAACGCCAGCAGCAACAACAGUCUCAACAACAACCAAACCAACGUCAGCAGCAGCAGCAGGCGCAACAACAAAAACCUUCACACAAUAUAUCCAAGCCUGAAUCACAGGACAAUGUUGAUAAGUCCAUCAGUAAUGAACAGAAGAAUCAGGCUCCCAAUGUAAAUCAGAAUCAAUUCCAGAAGAAUGUUAAUGGAAACUUUGGUGGUGGAAAUAAACAUGGUGGAAGUUGGGGACAAGGGGGUCCGGGUGGUCCAGGAGGUCCAAGUGGUCCAGGUGGUCCUGGAGGACCAGGUGGUCCGGGUGGACCAGGUGGUCCGGGUGGACCAGGUGGACCAGGCAAUAAGCAAAAUCAGAACAUGAACCAAAAACCAUUUGGACAAAAACUUGGUGGAGGAUCUGGGCCGCCACGUAACCAACAACGCAAUAGCAUGCGUGGACAACAGCAGGAUGGAAAACCAGUGCAGCGUGAGGAACAAAUGUUGGCAAACAAGUUAAAGGACCUUGUAGGACCUCUGGUUGACUUACCCCCAAUUGAUCAAACUGAGGUCAAGUUUAACGGCAGAAGCAGGCUGUAUAUUGGAAAUCUUACAUCUGAUGUUACAGAAGAAGAAAUAAUGAAUCUGUUUGGUCAGUAUGGUGAAGCUGCGGAAUUGUUUAUCAAUAAAGAAAAAAAUUUCGGUUUUAUAAAAAUGGAUUACAGAGUUAAUGCAGAAAAGGCAAAGAGGGAACUUGAUGGUAAAAUGAGGAAUGGUAGAGCCCUAAGAGUAAGAUUCGCACCACAUAAUAGCGCUGUUCGUGUCAAAAACCUUCCGCCAUUUGUGUCAAAUGAGCUUCUAUAUAAAGCCUUUGAAAUAUUUGGAAAGAUAGAACGAGCAUAUGUAAGGGUUGAUGAAAGAGGGAAAACUUUGGGUGAAGGUGUAGUUGAGUUUGCUCGCAAGCCCAGUGCUCUAGCUGCUAUCCGCAAUUGCACAGAAAAAUGCUUUUUCUUAACUUCUUCACUUCGCCCAGUAAUUGUUGAAAACUUUGAGGAACCAGAUGAGUUUGAUGGUUAUCCUGAAAAGAACUUGCCUAAGAAACAUCCAGAAUAUAUGCGAGCCCGUGAGAUUGGACCACGGUUUUCAGAGUCUGGUAGUUUUGAACAUGAAUAUGGAACAAGGUGGAAGCAAUUGCAUGAGCUCCAUCGUCAGAAAGAGGAAGCAUUAAAAAAAGAGUUGGCAGCUGAAGAAGAAAAACUUGAGGCUCAAAUGGAGUAUGCAAAGUACGAGCACGAGACAGAGCUGCUGCGCGAGCAGCUGCGGCAGCGCGAGCAGGACCGCGAGCGGCAGAAGCGCAGCUGGGAGAUGGCGGAGCGCGCGGCCGAGGAGCGGCGCGAGGCCGAGCGCGCGCAGCUGCUGCGCCAGGAGGAGGAGCUCUCGCAGCGCAUGCGCCUGCAGGACGACGAGCUGCGCCGCCGCCAGCAGGAGAACACGCUCUUUGUGCAGGCCCAAAGACUCAAUUCCAUGCUGGACCGGCAAGAGCAGGGCAUGUUUGAUCAACAGCAGCCAAUGGAUGGAGGCUUCAGGGACCAGUACGACAUGCCACGUGGAGGUUUUGACGACAUGCCGCAGAACCGCGGGUGGGACGGACCACGCGCCAUGGACGACUAUCCUAAUAAACGUCGUCGCUUUUAAUUCAUCUCUUUUCAUGUGACAGCCUGACACAGGCUAUUCACACCGCUGACUACCCUCUCAGUAAUAACUCCUAUGACUAGCCAUUGGUUAUUAGGCACAAAUAUAUUAUUUAAAAAAAGAAACUAUUAAACCUACUUCUCAUUUAUUAUAUAAACUUACAGAGUCGCACUAACUUGACAUAAGUAUGUAUUUGCGAUAACCAAUGGUUAUUAUUGAUUGCCGUAGCGUGAAAACGCUUAAAACUGUAGUGAAAUAGAUUUAAAAAUUUGAGUUUAUUUAUUUUAAAAUUUGAUGCUCUCAAGGUAGCAUAACACCUAGGGUUUUAAGCGGUUUCGCAAAAUUUAUGUACACUUCAUUUACUUACCGGUACAAAAUUUAUAAAUUCACACUUAGCUAUUAAUGGUACUACAUUAUAUCACUGUAGGAUUAAAUAAAUUUCGUUCGUAGUUUGAAACAGUUUAUUAAAAUAACAUAUUUCUGGUAUACUGAGUAUAUAAAAAAAAUGUUUGUGUAUAAAGACGGUGUUUAGUUAAAAUCAUUCUUAAAAUAGCUUUUUUUAAAUAUGACAUGAAAUUAGGGUUUUUCAUGGACCAUCAUCCAUCAUUAUAACAAAAAUGUCACUUAUAGUGUAAGAAGUAAAUUUAAAAUUACCAAUUAUGUACUUCUACAUCUGAAGAAUUUAACAUUAAGAUAUUGCUUCUACGCCAUAUUUAUUCUCCUAAUUGCGUAAUGUAUAAUUUUUGUUCGUUUUAAUUGUAAUUUACAGAUAUCUGACUGUUUGGGAAAUUAGAUUUAGAUUCAAUAAUUUGCGAAAUAAAUUUUUUAUCUCCAAUUUAUUAAGAAAUAUUGUAAGAUCUGUUUAUUUUAAUUUUUUCACAGUCUUAAUGGAGUGAGUGAUAAGCUUAUAUUACCAAAUAAGAAAGUGGUACUUGAAGAACAUAAAUACAUAUAACUUUAAAUUUUAAAAACAAAUUUGUUUUAACUUACUAUAUAUUUAAUGUAUAAACUAUAAGAUUUUUGAUUGGUGAAUAUAAAGAUUGGUACACUGCGUAUAAUCUCAUAAAUUCAUCAUCAUCAUCAUUUUGCAACAGUCUUGACUUUUAGACCGGGGCCCCUUCCAGAGUUACAAGGAUUGGCCAUAAUUACUACGCUUGGUUAGGCAUAAAAAGAAUAUAAAUUCCUUGCUAACUUUUAAUAGUACAUAAUCCUUAAAUAAGUAGUGAUGCAUUGCGGAUUAUUUCAUGACUUCCGAUUGCCUCAAACUCUUUUGGUAAUUUAGGUUAAUUAAUAGUAAGAUAUUAUUAAUAUAUUCAUAUUAAGAUUUUUGAUUACCGGCCGUGUAAGCAUCGUUGUAGGUGACUUUAAUAAAUAUUUUAUUAGAAAGAUAUUUAAAUGAAUUUUAAAUUUUGCAACAUGCAAUAAUUUCAGAUGUAUAUUUUCGCUUAUUAUUAUAAUCAUCUUUGAAGUUAUUUUUUAAAACCGUAGCAAAAAAACUUUUUUUUUUGUAAAUGUUUUAUAUCAUCAAGGUGUUUUCAGGUUCUCUCUUUAAAAAUAAAUAAAUUGUUCUUUACGUAUUGAUUUUAUUGCUAAUAACUAAAUAAAUUUGAUAGGUUUGUUAGGAAAUAUUUCAGAAGUAAGUUAAAGUAAUGUGACAAAUAAUCCCGUACUGAUAAAUUGACAUUAACGUGUGAUUUAGAUUUUUGAACUGAGGAAUCAGAAUUAUAUUGUAAAAUAAAAAGAUACAAGGAUCCUUUUUAAAGUCCGGGAGGCAUUUGUUGCGUCACUUUUAUGCCUAUGUAAAACAAACAAGCUUUUGCACAGAAAAUUAUCAAAAAGUGAAAGUUCUGUCAGUCUGGUCAGAGUUCUGUACUGUGAGUGUUUCUUUGUUUGCAAGAUAUAAGUGUGCAAGUGAAAUUUAGAAACUAAAUAAUAAUUUAUAGUAAAUUAGGCGUGAUAACUGUAAUUUCUUUAAAUAAAUGAAUACAUUUUCAUAAAUAAAUAAUUUAGUUUUAAGUUUAAUUGAUUGCAAUUUAUUUCACCACCAAGCCUAUUAAUCACAUUUAAAGAACAUUGUUUUGAUGUCAUUGUUCGCUUAAGAACUAAUUGCCCGAGAAAAUCAAUUCCUCUAUUCUAAAUGAUGGUUACACUAAUUGACAUUAAAUACGAGUGACGGACAAACAAUUGUUUAAAACGUUUAUUUCGGUUUAUUUGAUCAAUAACAUGGCCAGGCCUUAGUUGCCUACUACCUGCUAGUCAAUCGCAAGUAAAGACAGUAUUAAAACAGUUUUUAAAAGAUGAAAUAAUCUAUCUAGAAAUACGUAAAAUUAUAAAUUGAUAUAAAUUUAAUAUUAAUGUAAGUAUUAGUAAUCAAUAUUUAAAAUAGUAAUUAUUAGAAACAGGAUUCACAUUUUCUGACUGUGUGACUUCUUCACAAGUCGUACUACUCCGUUAAUUUUUUUACGAGAUUCUGAAAUGUGUGAUUGUAAUAAUUUAUUUGGAAAGCAAUACAUAUUUUUGAGCAAUGUACUUUGUUAAUUUUAAGCAAAAUGAAAUAAUUUUUAUUAUUGAAUGGUUGAAAUUAAGGAUUAAAUUAAAUUACUCACUAAGCAGACCAUUUGACAUCUGAAAAUUAUCGGCCCGUGUUCUGGAUCGGGUCACAUACGAGAAAUUUGAUUGAUUUCGGAUCUGGACGUUGUGGGACGGAGAGGGGCUGAGAGGAUAUUGAUUGCGUUUUUGACGCAAGCUCGCACAAAGUCGACGUUUGACUAUCGGAGGCCACAAAUGAAAAGACUUGCACUUAUGAAUACGUUCAUAUCAUAUACGUAAUACACACAUACGUUCAUAUCAUAUACGUAAUACACACAUAAAUAAACUUCAAAAACAACCCUUCGUUGGUUCUCAGAUUCAAUGUAAUCGUUUUUAUUUGUCAAUCUUUAUAGAUAUUUUCUUUAGUUCGCUUUUAGUACUACUACCAUACCGAGUCCCAUUAAAGUAUAUCUAUUCUAUUAUCAUAAGUAACUUUAAAGAACUAUGUUGUUACAGCGAAUACUUUAUAAUUGUCAAGCAAUUUUUACUUUUUUGUUUACUAAUACUAAAAGGAAAGGUACAUAAUUGUUAUUUUUCAACAAUGGAGGUGGUUUUUCAGCGCAAUCGAGGAAUAGAUAUUGCAUAAUAGAAGCCUUGUGCGUAUUUAUAAUUGAACUAAACAAAUGUUCGAAAUUAGGUACCGUUGUGGGGUUUUGUUGUAAUAAGUAGUAACCGAGUGCAUUGAUUGUCAUAAGAUUUACUAAAGCUUGUGAAAUAUUAGUGCGUCGUGGUGUGUCGUGGCGCAGCAGAAAGCUAUGAAAUCUAUAUUAUGGUUUUAAUUUUUAUGUGCAUGGCUUCUUGACUUGUUCGUCAUGACAUUCAUUUAGACAUGAAAUAAUAAUAAAUAUUCAUUAAUAAUAUAGAUAGAUACUCGGCUCCAGUAUAAAAUUUAGCUUCACAAUUAUUAUUUCAAGUUUUUGACCGUAGACAUUUUUUUUCUCGUUAUUUGUUGGGGCCUUUGUCUCUAACGCAUAUGUUACUUUUUAAAGAAUGGAGGAAAGGAGUUUUUUUUAAUGAU
Molecule: messenger RNA, 5720 nt
Organism: Parnassius mnemosyne (clouded apollo)
Lineage: Eukaryota; Metazoa; Arthropoda; Insecta; Lepidoptera; Papilionidae
Source: the annotation of a GenBank genome assembly